CGCGUCCGCGUCCACGCUCACACUCUACUUCUUAAGCUCACCCGCUUCCUUGCUCGCGCUACUUGCAUCCAAGCUAUUCCAACCAUAUAAACCCUCCGCACUGCUUUUGUUCACAUCCGUACGAUGCUUUCCUCCACCAGCACUCCCCAGAUGGCUGUCCCCAAGAUCAACAUUCUCAUCCCCAUGGCCGGCGCAGGCAGCCGAUUUGCCAAAGCUGGAUACAAGGAUCCAAAGCCUCUCAUCCCCGUCCGCGGCAAGCCCAUGAUCCAGGUUGUCGUCGACAAUAUGCGCGUCCCCGACGCGCACUUCAUCUUUGUCGUCCAGCGAGAGCAUUAUGCACAGUACGAUUUGGGAAGAAAACUUAGCGCGAUCGCUCCCGGUUGCGACAUCGUCCAGAUUGAUGGCCUCACAGAAGGCGCAGCCUGCACCGUACUAAAGGCAAAGUCUUUGAUCGACUCGGACGUACCCCUUUUGACCGCCAACUCCGACCAGUUCUUGGAAUGGGACGCGGCCGAGUUCGUGGCCAGCAUGACCGACGGUGUAGACGGGGUUGUCUCUACCUUCAUCAAGGACGAACCUGAUGUCAAGUGGUCCUAUGCUAAAUUGGACGAAUAUGGCCACAUCCAAGACAUCCAAGAGAAGAAACCCAUCUCCAACAUUGCCACAACAGGUAUCUACAUGUGGCGAAAGGGAUCGGAUUUUGUUCGCUACGCGCAGCAAAUGAUGGACGCCGGUGACAAGAGCAACGGGGAAUAUUAUGUAGCCCCAGUCUACAACUACGGCAUUCGCGAUGGAAAGAAAUAUAUCACCAAGCAUUGUGACCGGAUGUGGGGAAUUGGAGUUCCAGACGACUUGAACUUCUUUUUGGCGGAAUACAAGAAGCCCUUGAUCCGUCCACAAAUUGUCGACGGUACAGCGGUUUUCUGACCUGUACAUCCUCAUUUAUGACGGAUAAUUGUAUUGUAUCAUACCUGUAUUCAAGGGUGUACAAAAUGAAUAAAUGUAAUCGAUGCCACGGGAACGUCACCGGAGAGUUGGCGUUUGCUUGUUAUUGUAUAGCCACAGUAUUAAUUACGAACAUCGUCUUAAUAAUGUAACAAGUUACAUAGCAUAAUGUAUACUGCCACAGCCAGAUAUGGCAGACCGC
Spizellomyces punctatus DAOM BR117 is the source of this 1147-nucleotide messenger RNA. Its product is annotated as phosphatase/phosphohexomutase. The record is from RefSeq and is a predicted model, not a curated record. Bases 124 to 927 code for a protein of 267 amino acids. The transcript has 2 exons. NCBI's taxonomy places the organism in Eukaryota, Fungi, Chytridiomycota, Chytridiomycetes, Spizellomycetales, Spizellomycetaceae. Gene Ontology annotation, biological process: biosynthetic process.